Molecule: messenger RNA, 603 nt
Organism: Cylindrotheca closterium
Lineage: Eukaryota; Bacillariophyta; Bacillariophyceae; Bacillariales; Bacillariaceae
Source: the annotation of a GenBank genome assembly
AUGGCGUCCAAGAUAAUAUCUUUGGUUGCCCUAUUGGCAUACCUAUCCACAUUAUGCUUCUUUUCUGUGGAAGCUAGAACACUCAUGGGUGGACCUUCCAUGAGUUUUGUUUGUCCAUCACAUACGAGCCAGUUCUCUCCGAUGUUGGUCUCCCGAGGAGGAGCUGCUGCUGUCGUCGACGCAGAGAUGUCGGAUAUUGAGAGCAGCGACUACGAUGAAGAAGAAGAGGAGGAGGAAGAAGAAACCUUGGUAAAGGCGACGCAAAAGAAAGUUACCAAGGCAGCAAAGAAGGCAGUCGCUUCAGGAUUGGCCGCUUCCAAACCCAAAAAGAAAAAGUCACGUGGGCUAAAACUAUUCUCGCUUCCAUACAUUUUGGGAGCAAUUUUGAACCCCUUCACUUUGAUCCAAAUGACGAAGGGAUAUUGGGCGUCUCUCUUCGAUCUCAAUUAUUUGAAGGAGAACGAUGAUUCUUCGUCCAAUCUUCGCAAUGCGCUCGAAGCAAAGGCAAGGAAGGGCGGGAGCAGUAAUAUGCGACCGGGAAAGAGAAAGAUGAAACCAGGGCAAGCAAAGUCAUUGUCGGAUUUGCCCGCACUUAAUACCUGA